Iphiclides podalirius (scarce swallowtail) is the source of this 921-nucleotide messenger RNA. Lineage: Eukaryota; Metazoa; Arthropoda; Insecta; Lepidoptera; Papilionidae. The record is from the annotation of a GenBank genome assembly.
AUGGCGUUCCUUCAAGGACCUUCGCCUAAACAGGCGGAAAUAAUUAAGCAGGAACUGGGCGAGGGACCUGGUGAUUUGGAAAGGGGAGUCAGGGACCUGCAGAGUAUGUGUGCAGCCUCACCCUAUCUUCCGCAACCGGAAGUAAUAGACACCCACAUACUGGAAUUGUUCAUGCGCGGCUGCCGGAUGGACCAAGAGCGUGCGCGGGCGAAGUUUGAGGCGUUCUGCUUGGCUCGGGCACGCUGCCGUGAUCUCUACGAGCAUCGAUCCCUCAACGAACCCCCGCUAAACGACGUUGGAAAGUUCUUGGACAUCGCACCGUUACCAAAGUUGACGGACGAAGGCCUUCGGGUUACAAUAUUCAGGGUACGCGCGGGUUAUCCGGAAAGCUCCGCUGAUAUAGCGGCAACAGUACGAGCGAUAUUAUUACUCAGUGACGCGCGAAUGCACGACGAAACGCUUUUAGCCGGAGAUGUGUUCAUUUGGGAGGCGUCGAAUAUUCGCGCUUCGCUCGCUGCGCGCGUCGCCGCCGCGGCGAGUUCGGUGCGGCGGGCGAUUCACCUCGCUCACGCUGCGUACCCGCAGCGGAUGCGACGCAUUCACGUGGUCGGCGCGCCGCCCCUAAUCGCAUCCUCUCUUGCCUUCAUUAGGUCGUGCGUCAAUGAGAAAAUUCGAAAACGGUACUACUUACAUCAAAAAGUAGAGGAAAUUUUGGAGCAUUUCCCGGCGCGAGUGUUGCCAGCAGAGUGGGGUGGCGAAGAGGAGUCCGUUGACGUCAUCACCAAAAAGUGGAGAAGACGCGUGGACGAACUUAGAGACUUUCUACGGGAUCUUGGCGAGCUCGCUAAUGUCACACAAGAGCCUCAGUACGAUAGCGACAUUUAUGGCACUGUCGGCGCUUUCCGAAAACUGGAUAUUGAU